CAGGUGACUGCUGUUCUUCCUCCUCCGCGCCUUUUUGGCUGGCAUCAAGAUGGAUUGGCGAGCUCGAUCAAGCACCUUGAUGUGGUCAUGAGGCCAUGUUGUUGUUUGCAGGCCUCCAUCCAACCAGCCUUGAGGUCGGGCUCCUAUCUAGAAGGCAGGCAGGGAGGCAAGGGGUGAGGGGGCACGUGAUGGGCAACGCACUCCCAGACCCUUCAUUCAAACGACUUCCAAUCUACAUUUAACCUGGGAGUUGGCUGACUGGGGGGGUUUCUUGCUAUAAGCUCGACGUCGGAGAGCAGUCUCAUUACCAUGCUGUCGUCGGAAGAUCCAACCCCGCCGUACCCAGACGGCCUGAGAUUGGAAUCAGUAGACCUUUUCUUUCGUCAUGGCGCGCGGACACCCACGGCUCCAAUCUUUCUCAAGGAGUUGGGCCUUCCUCGAUUCUGGCCGCUGUGCGCAGGGGUCCAGCAUCGCUAUACGGGAGUCCUGCCACAUGAUGGGGGUGAAACAGACCCCAUCUUCAGCUGGCGACGGGCGCUCGAAACAUUCGGUCCUAAUGAUGAUGGCCCGGUUCUUGCUACUGGAGGUGAUAGUCUAUGCAACCACGGCGAGCUGACUGACCAGGGCCGCGCGGGCAUGGUCGCCCUCGGGGCGGAGCUGCGGAGGCUCUAUAUCGAUCGACUACAGCUGUUCCCCGCGAUCAUGGCCAACCCUGACCGCAUUACUUUCCGCUCGUCCCCGUACCCCCGGGCGCUGGAGUCGCUGCAGCAUGUCAUCCGGGGGUUCCUCCCCGCAGGAAGCCGGGCCUCCACGUUCGGGGCCCCGCGGAUCGUGAUGCGCAGCCCGCAGGAAGAGACCGUCCUUCCCAACGAGGACUACUGCCAGCGAUUUAUCCAAAUCAGUAAGGCAUACAUGCGACGGACGGCCGACCGGUGGAACCAUAGCCCGGAGGUGGACUACCUAAACACCCUGCUCGGGGCCCGCAUGCCAUCCGGGCAGCGAGUGGCGGUGGAUGGGAAGCCCCGGAUCCACGGCAUCCACGAUAUCAUCCACUCGACCGCCGCCAGCGGAUCUCCCGGUCUCCGGCUGCCCACGGAAUUCCACGACGCGCAGGUGAAGCAGAUCGUGGAGCGGAUCGCGUUCGAAGAGGAGUUUGGCGGGUACGAGGAGAGCCACGAGCUGCGAGUGCUGGGGGUCGGGCCCCUCCUGGGCGAUGUGGUGCAACGGAUGGUGCAGUCGGCCCAGAGACGCGACGGCGCUCGGCUCUUUCUGGCGGGCUCGCACGACUCGACCCUGGGCGCCAUCGCAACCGCCCUCGGGGCUGUGGACCUGCGCCGGCCGGGGAACUGGCCCCCGUACGGCUCCAUCCUGGCGGUCGAGCUGUUCCGGGACGAGGACCCGGGACUGGGAGAUGCCUCGUCCCCGGGCGCACCUCCUAUCGGGCGGAUGCCGACUGAUGCCCUCUCCGCUCGCCAGCAGGAAGCCCUGGCGCCCUACUAUGUGCGUCUCCGCUACAACAACCAGUCGCUGGUGGUGCCGGGCUGCCGCGCCCCCGGGCGCAAUUGGCGCGGCGACGAGCGCUUCUGCACGCUGGCCGCGUUUAAAGAGAUUGUGGACCGAUUCACUCCAGCCGACUGGGCCCAGGGGUGUCUCACCAACCUGGACCGACCCGGUCUGCCGGAGAGGAUUGACCCGGCCGGGUACUAGACCAUCACAUUAGACUACGUACAGGAGGUGGUCGGUGGUGGGAAUCGAGUG
This is a messenger RNA of Aspergillus heteromorphus CBS 117.55, 1758 nucleotides long. RefSeq names its product histidine acid phosphatase. Bases 310 to 1707 code for a protein of 465 amino acids. Gene Ontology annotation, molecular function: phosphatase activity. Lineage: Eukaryota; Fungi; Ascomycota; Eurotiomycetes; Eurotiales; Aspergillaceae. Gene Ontology annotation, biological process: dephosphorylation. The transcript has 7 exons. The record is from RefSeq and is a predicted model, not a curated record.